Messenger RNA from Equus caballus (horse), 3004 nucleotides. The record is from RefSeq and is a predicted model, not a curated record. Lineage: Eukaryota; Metazoa; Chordata; Mammalia; Perissodactyla; Equidae.
GGCGGGCCGGGGCGGGCGGCGAGGGAGAGGCCACAACGGCCUCGGCGGCCGCGCGGCGGGCGGGCCCGGCGGCGGGAGCGCGGCGGGCGGCGGGGCCUCGGGGGCGGGCCGGGCUGCCGGGGACCCGGCGUCCCUGCUCCGGGGCUGCAGACCUCGCGGGAGAGCGCGGCGCUGCCCGGCGCAGAUUAAAAAUAAAGAAAUAUAAACCAGAUGCAGCAGUUUCUUGACAUGGAGAAACAAGACCAAAAUACAGUGGGGUGUUUGUAUUUGUGCCAUAAUAAUCAACCCAAACUCCUUCUAAUCGAAACAGUCGUAUUUAAAGCUUCUCCUUGUGAGGCUGAGCUUCAAGAAUUAAUGGAACAAAUUGACAUCAUGGUAAGCAACAAAAAAUUGGAUUGGGAAAGGAAGAUGCGGGCUUUGGAGACACGAUUAGAUCUUCGGGAUCAAGAGUUGGCAAAUGCACAAACUUGUUUGGAUCAGAAAGGUCAAGAGGUGGGGUUACUCAGACAGAAGUUGGACAGUCUGGAAAAGUGUAACUUAGCAAUGACUCAGAAUUAUGAAGGACAACUACAAACCCUAAAAGCUCAAUUUUCCAAACUAACUAAUAGCUUUGAAAAACUGAGAUUACACCAGAUGAAACAAAAUAAAUUUCGACGAAAAGAAUUACCACACCCCAAAGAUGAAACACCCUUUGAACUGAGCAAUUUGAACCAGAAAUUAGAGGAAUUUAGAACAAAGUCAAGAGAAUGGGACAAGCAAGAGAUACUAUAUCAGACUCAUCUGGUUUCUUUAGAUGCUCAACAAAAGUUAUUAUCUGAGAAGUGUAAUCAGUUUCAGAAACAGGCACAAAGUUACCAAACUCAGCUAAAUGGUAAAAAACAGUGCAUAGAAGACAGCAGCUCUGAAAUUCCUCGGUUGAUGUGUGAGCCAGAUCCCAGCUGUGAAACCAAUGAAAGAGAUGAGUUCAUUAUCGAAAAAUUAAAAUCAGCUGUGAGUGAAAUAGCAUUAAGCAGGAAUAAGUUACAAGAUGAAAAUCAGAAGCUCUUACAAGAACUGAAAAUGUACCAAAGACAGUGCCAGGCCAUGGAAGCAGGACUCUCAGAAGUGAAAAAUGAGUUACAGUCACGUGACGAUCUCUUGAGAAUUAUAGAAAUGGAGCGGUUGCAGUUGCACAGAGAAUUAUUAAAAAUAGGCGAGUGCCAAAAUGCUCAAGAAAAUAAAAAAAGACUUGAGUUGUCUUAUUCACCUUCUAUUAAAGAACCAGAAAGGAAAAGGAAAGAGCUGUUUUCAUUGACCCCAGAUCAACCAAAUCAUGAAAAAGAAUUGAACAAGAUAAGAAGCCAACUCUAUCAGGAGGAAGAGUACCAAGGCUCUGAGCAGGAAAGAAUGAGGAAUGAAAUCUGCGACCUAACAGAGGAGCUUCAUCAGAAGGAGAUCACUAUAGCAACUAUCAUGAAGAAAGCUGCCCUUCUGGAAAGACAGUUAAAAAUGGAGUUAGAAAUAAAAGAAAAAAUGUUAGCAAAACAACAGGUCUCAGAUAUGAGAUAUAAAGCUGUCAGAACUGAAAACACACAUCUAAAAGGAAUGAUGGGAGAUUUAGACCCUGGACGGUACCUGGCAAGUGAAAUUACUGAUAUCAAGUGUAUGGACUUCACUAACAGAGAACAAUCAAGGCAUACAUCUAUUAACAAACUGCAGUAUGAGAAUGAAAGGCUCCGAAAUGAUCUUGCAAAACUUCAUGCCAAUGGAAAAUCAGCAUGGGCUAAUCAAAAUACCUAUGAAGAAACGGGCCGGUACACCUAUCAAAGCCAAAUAAAAAUGGAAAAAAAUGAAGAUAGACUUAGCCAAGAUUGUGAGCCAAAUAGAAGUGCAACACCUCCAUUGCCACCUUUGCCGUUUCAAACCAAAGAAAUGACAAGUCCUUUGCUUAGUGAUGAUGAAGUAUUCCCACUGAUUCCCCUCCCAUUGGCUGGCACUUCUGUUGAACAAAGCUGUUUGCCUUUGUGGGUCUCCCCCAGACAUGUCUUUCCCAGCUUCUCUGGCUGCACAGCAAUUCCUUCUGGAGGAAGAAAUGCGAGCAAAAGAACUUGAAAAACUUCUAAAUACGCAUAUUGAUGAACUACAAAGACAUACAGAAUUUACUCUUAAUAAAUACACCAAGCUAAAGCAAAAUAGACGCAGAUGAGCUUUUAAACUUUUUUGUUUGCUUCCCCUACCCCAAGCAAAAAAGCUCUGGCAAAAUAUUUACAAAGCUGAUUAAUGAAACUGAGAAAUUUUGUUCUGUUUUCUUGAGUAAAUCAUUUUGUAAGGCAGCUAGAACAUAGUAUUUUCUUCGAUAAAACUUUGUACUUCUGCAUUCACGUAAUGAAUUGUUCAUCUGUAGAGUUACUGUAAAAUAAACACGACAACUCCAGAAGAGAUUUUUUUUUUUCAGUCUAAGGACUAUUUUGGAAGUAAAUAUGCAGUUGUUUUCCCACCUGAAUCGCGUAUACUGAAAACCCGUUUCCUCUGUAACAACGCAGAAGGAGGGAAAGAGAAGCACUGUAUUCCAAACCUGGAUGAAUCAAGCACAGCUCAGUUGUACUAGGUUUGAAAACUCAAGGAUUUUUAUAAAUGAAAAUAUUAAGUAUUUUUGAGCUAUGUAAACAUCCUAAAAUUUCUUUUAGGAAAAAAAAAAAAGAUAUAGUUUACUGUUUCUGCAUUUCCCUUUGUGAUGUUUCUCUGUUUCAACACAAUAAAGGACAUGAAAUGUGCUGUGUACACACUCAAAAUAUAUGUGCCAAAGAUUAAUGCUUUCCUGUUAGUGCCAAUUACUUCAUGGACGUGAACAUGAUAAAGAAAAUAUAAAGCAUUACUGUUGUUACGUUCUCGUUUGUAAUCACUUUUAUUUUUAAUAUGUUAAAGGGAUACAAAAUUCUAUGGACUUAAAACAUAAAUGCCAAAUCUGUAUAGAACAGUAAUAGCAUGGUAGUGAACAAUAAAAUUCAAGUUACAAAUAUGCAAA